AUGGCCGCGACCGACAUUGCGGAAGCCAGAGAGCUUAGCUUGAUCUCCAAGGUUGAGCUCAGAAUCGCCUUAGCAGAUACAGACGAGAAGCUGGAGUCCCUCCUCGGCACAUACUUGGCCCCUUUGUUACUGAAACUGGGCGCGCACAGUCAUGCGGUUCGCAGCAAAGUGAUUUCCGUUUGCCAGCAUAUCAACACCAGAGUCAAGCCCCCCGCAAUCAAGCUCCCCGUUGCGGCGCUGUUGAAACAGUUCAAGGAGCAAAAAGCACAACUUAUCAGGCAUUUCGACCUGAUCUACCUACAGCAGGGUAUUGAUCGCUUGGGCUCUGAUGCCAGAGUUGAGAUUCUGGUGCCGUUAUUGCAGGGCAUCUCCGAGAUUGGGACGUCUGCGAAUCAGGGGGCUGUUGUGUUCAACCUGGUGCUACGGCUUUUGCCAUUAUUAAAGCUUCCGCCGAAGGAUAGCGCGGAUGAUAUCAGUCUGAAGGCUCGUUUGGAUCUCUCUGACCAGGAUACCCAAUUUCUCUCUUACUGGUUUGCGAGACUACUGCUUCUUACGCCUGAGAAGGCCACUUCCACGUGUUCAGGUCUAUCUCCAGCGGAGUGCAAAUUUUUGAACAAGGACGCGCCUGUAACUGAGACAUGGGACCUCGCCCGAGAUGGCGGGUUGAAUCUUACUGAAACGAAAGUGCGAGUAUUGAGGUUCAUCUCGAGCGGAGCAUUCAGUGAUUCAGAACGGAUUAUGCCCGCGAUCAUUGCGUCCGCAGACAGUAACUCACGCUUGUCUGAUCUUGCCGAGGAACUUCUCAAGAGGUUUAUACCCGACCUUGAAAACCAGGAUGUCGUGCAGCAGCUCUAUCAACUCUAUUUUGGUGCUGAGACACCAGACGGGGCUCGCCCGGCGGGUCCUGCCCUGCAAACCAAGCUUCUAGUUUUUCUCGGAAAGUCGGUGACAGCCACGACAUACACUAAUGAAAUAAUUCGGUUAAUUGAGGAUGGUCUCUUAUCAGACUCGGCAAGGUCUUCUCAAGGACUACAGGCCUCGAAGUUGCGAACCCAGAUCUUCAACUUUACAACAUGGGUGGUCCGCAUGGGAUCACCGGCUGAUCUCAGGCAGAUGGCCCCAAAAGUCAUUGCCGGAUUGAUGGACUUUAUUCGCUCCCAGGGUUGGCCUAGUCCAGGAGCUAGCGGGCAGCGGCUUCCUGGUACUGAUCUGAGUCUACGCGCUCUUGCAUAUGAGAGUAUUGGGAUCAUUGUCCCCAAAGCCGACCUCAAGUUUAGUGAUGGGCACGAAACGAUCUCCUAUUUCGAGCUGAUCAAAUGGCUGUUCACGUCGCUAAGCUGUGAUGACUCCAGCCCCCAAAUUUUCGUCAGCAUUGAACAGGCUCUCGGGAGCAUCCUUAAUUCGUCAAUAGAUGUCGGGGACGUCGAGUUCCAGAAGGAGCUGAGCCAUUUCCUUCUGUCCCAGAUGAGGACAUACCCUGGAGGCGACAACGAGGAAACCGGGUGCACAAUUGUGCGUGGCCCACAGUAUGCAGCAGUGCGAUUUACGAACCGAUUCUUGCCAUUUAGCAAUGUUGUUGCGCGCUGGAUCGAUCUUAUGGCCGUUGCAGGGGGUACCGAUAAACACCAGGAGAUUUCUGAAGAGGGGAGAAAAGGCCUCAAUCCAUAUUGGUACAGGCUGAUGAAUCCGACCAUGGAGAAUAAAACUACCAAUUCUUCAGGUAAAGCCACUUUGUACUUUGACUUUCCUAGCUUUAUUGAGGCCACAAACUUCUUGCUUUUCACAGUGGUACCUGGAAACCAUGAGUUUGGAAUGUUCUCUGGCCGAUACAGAGACUCAUUCGCCCCGGCAAUGACAUUUCUCCGCAAUAUCCUGUUCUGGGAGUCUCUCUUAGCGGCUGGGAUUGAGAUGAAGAUAGAGCAAGAUUGGGAACCUAAGCUUGAUUUGAUGCUCGCAUCAGAUGAAAAGGCACGGGCGGCUCUGAAAAGGCAUAUGCAAUCGAAUGGGCAGGAUAUGGUCGGGAUAUUCCUGCAGUCUACUCUCAUGGGUCUUGUUGAUGGAUAUGGAGAGGGUCGGCGAAUAUGUGGAGAGCACUUUGUCAGUAUCUGCUCAUUGGCAGCCAACAACUCGGUUGAGUGGCUUCUACCGCAGGCUCUCUCGUUGAAAGGAGCUCUAUCCAGCAAUGACCAGGAUGCUCAGAACACCGCCGCUCGAGCAAUCGGCAUUCUAGCCUCCCAUCCUGCCUUUCCGCAGGAAGAUCUGUCCGAUCUAGCAACGGAGCUUUCGGCCACGGCAGGAUCUUGGGAGUCGGCGGUUGGCGAGAGAAUCCUCAAGGCUCGAGGAGCGAUACUCGCACUAGCUUUUGUGUUUAGCAGGUUUGCGUUCAGAGAAGCAAAAGGGCAGAUUUCCGAGGCGCAACUGAACGGAUUUGUCAAGGUUGUCUUUACCAUUGUUGAUACGUCGCGCGACUCUCUUCUCCGGCAGGCUGCACAGACAGCUAUUGGACAACUAAGCCUGUCCGGCCUUCUGUCUCCGACUACGUUCACUGAAAACGAGUGGGAGACUGUAAAGGACAAGCUUGCCAAAGAUGCAAAGGCUGAGAGUAAUAUUGCUAUCUCAGCUAUCGGAUUGCUUCUGCUCGCCUUUCCAAGUGAGGCGCUGCAGUUUGAGCAAUUACUUGAUGUUCUUUACAGUUUGCAUGAGCUCCGAAGUCCUGAAGUUCACUUUACAGUAGGUGAGGCACUGAGCAAUGCCGUCGCCAGCUGGAACUCCAAGUCGCUAGUUCCAGAAUUCGACGUCGACGAGCAGCUUCCUGAAAAUAAGAUUCCGACUUCGGUCCUUGCGGAUGUUUGUGAUAAGCUUGCUAUGGACUGCAGAACAUCAAAACCGUCUUUGAGGAAAGCAUCUGCGAUAUGGUUACUUUGUCUGGUCAAAAACUGCGGUCACAUGGAAGAGGUACAAAGCCGCCUACGCAAAUGCCAAAUCACGUUUGCUAGCUUAUUGAGCGACCGGAACGAGAUGGUUCAGGAAACUGGAGCUCAGGGAUUGAGCUUAGUGUACGAAAUGGGCGACCAAGCUCUCAAGGAUGACCUCGUUCGUGAUCUUGUGGACUCGUUUACCGCGACUAACGCAAACCUCGGCGGAGGGAAGGUGAAUGAAAAGACCGAGCUUUUCGAGCCAGGAGCAUUACCGACCGGCGGAGGCUCGUCGGUCAAUACAUACAAAGACAUUAUGAACCUCGCUUCCGAGGCUGGCGAUCCCACCCUUGUUUAUCGGUUCAUGUCAUUGGCUUCUAACAACGCGCUUUGGACAAGCCGGGCAGCGUUCAGCAAGAUUGGUAUCAGCAGCAUCUUCUCAGAUUCCAGCGUCAAUGGAUAUCUGGCGAAGAACACCAAGAUCUACCCAAAGCUCUUUCGCUAUCGGUUCGAUCCAAAUCCGAACGUGCAGCGCUCAAUGAACACGAUCUGGCUUGCCCUGGUCAAGGACCCAAAUGCUAUUAUCAGUGCUCAUUUCGACGAGAUCAUUACUGAUCUUUUGAAGAGCAUGUUGGCUGGGCGCGAAUGGCGAAUGCGACAGGCAAGCUGUGCCGCAAUUGCAGAUUUAAUCCAGGGUCGGCAGCCAGACGUGUAUGCCAAAUACGUUGAUGAAAUCUUUACCAAGGCAUUCAAGCUUGUAGAUGAUAUCAAGGAGAGUGUCCGCAUUGCAGCUCUAAAGCUCUGCCAAACAAUAACUGGAUCUGUUAUCCGCACAUUAGAGGUGAGCGAUUCUGACACGAAACGAGUCAGGACUAUGCUUGAAAGCACCAUACCAUUCCUUCUAAGUGAUAAAGGCAUGGAAUCCAGCGUCCAAGAAGUUCAGGGAUUCGCACUUGGAGCUCUCUUACAGAUGAUCAAGAAGGGACCUGGUAACUCAUUGCGGCCGUUUGUCCCUAGCAUCAUAGAGCAGUUUUUGAACUGCCUCAGCUCGUUGGAGCCGCAGGCAGUCAACUACGUCCAUCUCAACGCUGACAAGUACGGGUUAACAGGGCAAGAGAUAGACAAGAUGAGGCUGUCCAGCAUCCGCACAUCUCCCAUGAUGGAAGUAAUUGAGCGAUACCUCAUCGAUAUGCUAGACGACGAGAGCAUGAAGGAAUUCGCAGUCAAGCUCGAAGGCGUGCUUCGGUCCGCCGUUGGCCUCCCAUCCAAGGUCGGAUGCAGCCGUGUGCUAGUCCUGCUAAGCAUGCGGACAGUCCUCUUCCAGCCCUACGCCGAUCGAUUCAUCCAGCUCCUCGGUAAAUACGUCGUGGACAGGAACGACACCGUGAGCGCAUCCUACUGCUCAUCCAUUGGCUACCUCAUGCGUCUCGCCUCAGACGACAGAAUCCUCAGAACAAUCGAGCAUGCCAAAACUCUAUACCUCACAGCUGAAGAUGCCAAUCAGCGGGUGAUCUCUGCCGAGAUACUGCAUUCAUCAUCGAAGUUAUCGAAUGAUCGCUUCAUGGCGUUUGCAUCGACCGCCUUGCCGUUUGUGUUCGUCGCGAAACAUGACCUGGAUGAGCAUGUUCGCGAGGUGUUUGACAAAACGUGGCAGGACAACGUGGGCGGCAACCGGGCUGUAUCCUUGUACAUCAGGGAAAUUACCGAUCUUGUCAGGGAUAACCUGGAGUCAGCUCGCUGGGCGAUAAAGCACACUGCAGCGUUGGCAAUCGGAAACGCCAUCACGUCACUGGAUUCGGAGAUCGACCUGGGCACAAGUCAGUACCUCUGGCCUGCCCUAGAACGGGCAUUGGCUGGAAAGACCUGGGAUGGGAAGGAAAAUGUGCUCAAGGCAUUUGUUCGGUUUGCGAGCCAAGCCAGGAAAUUGUGGCUGGAACAGCCACAGCUGGGAGAGCUGAUGAAGACGAUUACGAUUCGAGAGGCAAAACGAAAUAACCCUGCAUAUCGACCACAUGGCCUGACUGCUCUCGGUGGAGUCGCACAAGCGCGCAAGGACCUUGAUCUUACGGUAGAUGCAAUCAGCAUCGUUUCCAAAGUGCUGGAUGACAUGGACGAUGCAGGAGACCCCAUGGAUGUCGACUCGGGUCGCGGUUCAAGGACAAAACAAACUCUGGAAAAUACGCUGGCGGCUUGUGUAAAUUGCCUCCUGCAGUGCUUUAACUCACCGUUGCAAACACCCUCAAGAGGUCGCACAGUCUUGGAAGGCUAUCUGGCUGAUUUGAGACCAAACAUUCGUAGAGCUAUGGGGCACGGAGGAAAACAGGUGCAGAUUUCUUUGUACGAAGGGCUGCGCCUCCUAUUCACCCAAUUAAGCACAUGGGCUUCCAACAGGGACAGCGAAGCUAAUCAUCUACGCGAGAUUCACGGGAUCUUGGCAGCGCUGACAGUGGAGUCGCUCUCUUGCGAGAUUGACUUGUCGGUCGAGGCCAUCCGAAAGGGACGUGCAGAGGCGAUGGCUUCAUACGUCAAGCUCUGCCAGCAAGCGGGAUGGGAGAUGGACCCGGGACUACGAACGACCAUCGGCGACUGGCGAAAGGAGGAGAGAUCUGGCCCCGUCAGGCAGGUACUCGAUCAGGUGAUCGGACAGUUGGCACCAGAGUAA
Aspergillus mulundensis is the source of this 5577-nucleotide messenger RNA. RefSeq names its product ECM29 family proteasome component. Gene Ontology annotation, cellular component: nucleus; cytoplasm. The coding region runs from base 1 to 5577 and encodes 1858 amino acids. The record is from RefSeq and is a predicted model, not a curated record. Gene Ontology annotation, biological process: proteasome assembly. The transcript is spliced from 3 exons. Gene Ontology annotation, molecular function: molecular adaptor activity. NCBI's taxonomy places the organism in Eukaryota, Fungi, Ascomycota, Eurotiomycetes, Eurotiales, Aspergillaceae.